AUGGAAGAAUUAAAGUUUCCUGCUAAGUUUGUUGGCUGGGUGAUGGAGUGUGUAGAAAUUUUGCACUACUCAAUUGGGGUUAAUGGAGAGUAUACUGAGUCUUUUGAUGCUACUAGAGGCCUGAGACAAGGAGAUACCAUGUCUCCCUUACUCUGUCAUUUCUAUGGAAUAUUUAGGCCUACCUGGAUAAAAGUUAGUUUGUAUUUUAGUGGAGUGAAGCAAUGUGAUAAGGACUUGAUCAUCCAGCAAUUAGGCUAUAUCACUGGUAGUACUAGAUAUCAAAGAAUAAGCAAAUGUAAAAAUGAUACUGAUGCUCCUGAUAUGGAAAAGAAAUACACUGUGCAACCUACUAUCUCUCUACCUGAUACUCGAUCUCCACACCCUCCUAUCAAGGGUCAUAUCCUUGAGCAAGGAGAAGAGCUAGUACAUUACAUUCCUGGGAUUAAACCAAUUUGCGUGAAGGAUCUCCCAUCUGUAUUCUAUGGCAAAGGCCGCAAAAAGUUGCCCUUCGUUCUCGACGCUAUAUCACUAUCGGUCAAUAAAGCACAAUACACCUUGUUCACCACCAUCGAAGCAUUGGAGCCCCAAGUGAUUGAGGCUUUACAAGCUAAAUUUCCAGUCCCCAUUUUCACAGUUGGUCCAACAAUCCCUUACUUUGAUACCGAAUUCAAAACUAACAGCCAUAACCAGCCUAGCCCAAACUACAUGGCGUGGCUUAAUGAUCAACCUAAGGACUCUGUUCUAUACAUAUCCCAAGGAAGUUUCAUGUCAGUAUCAAACCAACAGUUAGAUGAAAUUAAAGCUGGCGUGCAAAGCAGCAGAAUCCGGACGUUUGGGGUGGCACGUGAGAAUGCUUCCCUACUCACAGAUGGAGGUGAAAACGGGAACAGGGGAAUUGUGCUGCCUUGGUGCAACCAAUUGAGAGUUUUGUGCCAUCCUAGUGUAGGUGCAUUUUGGUCGCAUUGUGGAUGGAAUUCAACCAAGGAAGGUGCAUUUGCGGGUGUUCCAUUUCUUACAUUCCCAAUUGCCGCUGAUCAAAUUACGAACAGUAAGCUAAUAGUGGAGGACUGGAAGAUUGGCUGGAGGGUCAAUAACGAAAGCGAGAACCUGGUUAAGAGAGAUGAAAUUGCUCUACUUGUUCAGAGGUUUUUGGACCUCGACAGCUACCAAGGAAGAGAAAUGAGGAGAAGAGCAAUGGAAAUAAGGAAAAGUUGUCAAGAAGCAAUUGAAGGUGGAGCCAUCCAAGGAAAUAUUGACAGGUUUAUUCGGGAUAUUUCUCAGAGCCCGAGGAGAUAG
Lycium ferocissimum is the source of this 1296-nucleotide messenger RNA. RefSeq names its product UDP-glycosyltransferase 87A2-like. The record is from RefSeq and is a predicted model, not a curated record. Bases 1 to 1296 code for a protein of 431 amino acids. The transcript is spliced from 4 exons. Gene Ontology annotation, molecular function: UDP-glycosyltransferase activity. Lineage: Eukaryota; Viridiplantae; Streptophyta; Magnoliopsida; Solanales; Solanaceae.